Molecule: messenger RNA, 1510 nt
Organism: Colias croceus (clouded yellow)
Lineage: Eukaryota; Metazoa; Arthropoda; Insecta; Lepidoptera; Pieridae
Product: facilitated trehalose transporter Tret1-like
Exons: 7
Coding region: 76-1431 (451 amino acids)
Biological process (GO): transmembrane transport
Cellular component (GO): membrane
Molecular function (GO): transmembrane transporter activity
Source: RefSeq, a predicted model, not a curated record
UCGUGUUACAGUGAUAUAUUAUGUAAUUUUAUAUAUUAAAAUACAUAUUUCAUAGUAUUUAUUAUUAUAGUGAUAAUGUUCGUUAAUCGUUAUAGAAAUCAGAUUCUUAUAGCACUAUGUGUGUACCUAGGACAGAUGCUAUGUGGCUACGACAUCAGCUGGACGGCUCCAAUAAUUCCAAAGUUGAAUGACCCUGAGCAAUCUCCUCUGCCCCGACCUCCGACGAGCUUUGAGGCCUCCUUUAUGGCAUCUAUUAUAUAUGUUGCUGGGUUACCUAGUGUUCUCUCAAUGAGUUGGUUCUCAAACUAUAAAGGGCGGAAACCAGGUCUAAUACUCGCAGCUAGUUUUUCAACCGUGGGCUUCUUUUUACUAGCAUUAUCCACGAAUUUUAUAAUGGUCUUCAUUGGAAGGUUCAUUGCUACCUUUGGAGUGGGUUCCGCUUGCUUGGUCAAUAUGAUUUAUAUUGGUGAAAUUGCAUCAACUAAAAUCCGUGGAAUCCUUUUAACUGGAAUUGGAAUCAUACAGUCCUUGGGUUCCCUCCUCGUGUAUUCUGCAGGACCCUAUGUGUCCUACAGUUCAGUGUCCUAUAUAGCUGUGGGGAUAUCAAUUAUAUAUUUUAUUGCUGUCAUUUUCAUUCCUGAAUCUCCUGUUUUCUAUGCUAUUAAAGAUGAAGAUAAAAAAAUGAUCACAGUCCUUAAUCAACUUCAAAGGCAACAUGAAAUAAACGGUAUCAUAGAACUAAAGAAGGCUCAAAUAAAAACUAAUGAUCUAGAAGACUGGCGAGAGUUAUUUACAAUCAAAUGUAACAGAAAGGGUUUAAUAAUAACAACAGUUAUAAGUUCACUGAAUUAUUUGAGUGGUGUUCUUGUUGUUUCCUUUUUUACUACGUCAAUAUUUGAAAUGGCUGGGUCAUCUAUUAAGCCAGAAAUAGCUACUAUAAUAAUUGGAUGUACUCAGUUAUUUGGGAGUACUCUUGCUCCGUGUUUUGUGGAGAGAUCUGGUAGGAGAUCGCUUUUAUUGGUUUCGACGGCGUUGAGCUGUUUAAGUAUGAUAAUCUUUGGGACUUACUUUUAUUUACUUCACAUAGAACACAGUGUAAUACUUUAUAUAAAAUGGCUUCCUUUAGCAGUGUUGGUGUUGUUUUUCUUAAGUAAUAAUAUGGGAUUUGGCGUAAUCCCCAGCACUCUAACCGGCGAGAUGUUCAGACCAAACGUCAGGAGUAAAGGAACUGCUAUCGUCAUCUCUGUAUCCUGGGUAUUCGGUUUCACAGUGGCCACAAUCUUCAACUCAAUAGCUACCCAACUGGGAGCCUAUAUCAUGUUCUGGUUCUUUAGCAGUACGUGCGGUAUGGCAUUUUUGUUCACCUUCUUUUGUAUACCGGAGACAAAAGGCAAGAGUUUGGUCGAGAUUCAGGAAAUGUUGAGUAAAUGAUCUGUGUGGAGUUUGUUUGUUAUUUGUUUUAAUUUUGAUUGUGAGCUUGGUAUUUGAAUAAAAAAUUUUAAAAACUAAA